CAUAAACAAUUAAUAAACAGCCACCAAGAGACACAGACUAUUCAACAAUAACAAGAAGUGCAAAGUGUUUUAUGAUAUCAAAAAGAAAAAAAUAAAAAUAAAAAAAGAAGUAAAACAUAAAAGAUAAAUAAGAAAUCUCUGCUGUGACAAAUUAAUCAAAAUAAGAGUAUAAUUGAAAAGUACUUUCUCUCAGUUUUCAUCAAAAGUCAUAUUAAAAUCAUUAAAACGCGUCCAAUGGCUAAUAUUGUCAAACAAAGCGGCCGAAUUAUGCCGCAGGUCGUCAAACAAGCGGCUUGCCUUUCUACCUCAGCGUGCCGUCAACAAGAACCUCGAGGUCAAACUAAGGCGAAGAGUACACGUUUCAUUGAAUUCCAGAAGAAACUGCGCGAAAAGGCGCCGUUCGCUAGCUUCGAUGAGCUAUCGCGUCAACCUUUCCAAGAGAUUGAAGCUUUACGGCCAUGGCCCAAUAACACGAAUCCAUAUACCGGUGAAAUUGGUGGUCCAUCCGGUCCCGAGCCCACUCGCUACGGCGAUUGGGAACGUAAAGGACGUGUCUCAGAUUUUUAGUUUACUUUAAUAGUCCUUGUAUAAUUUACUUACAUUAUUUAGAUAACGUAUUUUAGUUUUAAUAGCGCGCAUAAAAAUUCAUUGCAUUUCUUAAUUUGCAAGACUUCACGCCGCAACUACUACUACUGUGAUUGUUGCAAGUCUUGCUACUUAGGCUGACUGGUGAACUUUUCAAUGUUGUUUAUUACAACUACACACGAACCAGCAACACAUCCUAGUAGACUGUAUUUUAUCAUAAUUAUAAUCAUCGUAUAUUUAGAAAAAAAAAAAAAAAA
Messenger RNA from Glossina fuscipes, 842 nucleotides. RefSeq names its product succinate dehydrogenase assembly factor 4, mitochondrial. Lineage: Eukaryota; Metazoa; Arthropoda; Insecta; Diptera; Glossinidae. The record is from RefSeq and is a predicted model, not a curated record. Gene Ontology annotation, cellular component: mitochondrion. Bases 235 to 567 code for a protein of 110 amino acids. The transcript has 2 exons. Gene Ontology annotation, biological process: mitochondrial respiratory chain complex II assembly.